Molecule: messenger RNA, 1922 nt
Organism: Dama dama (fallow deer)
Lineage: Eukaryota; Metazoa; Chordata; Mammalia; Artiodactyla; Cervidae
Gene: SLC35A1
Product: solute carrier family 35 member A1
Exons: 8
Coding region: 138-1151 (337 amino acids)
Biological process (GO): pyrimidine nucleotide-sugar transmembrane transport
Cellular component (GO): Golgi membrane
Molecular function (GO): pyrimidine nucleotide-sugar transmembrane transporter activity
Source: RefSeq, a predicted model, not a curated record
GGGAGCCCGCGGCCGGCCGGCGGCGAGGCGCUCUAGGCCGCGCGGCUUCGUCUCUAUGACCCCGGGAGGCGGUUCCGGGCGCCCUCGGCGCGCGCGGAGGGCUUGCGGGUCAGUUCCGCGCGGCGCGGUCGGGAACCAUGGCCGCCCCAAGAGAAAAUGUCAAUUUAUUAUUCAAGCUAUACUGCUUGGCAGUGAUGACCCUGGUGGCCGCAGCUUACACCGUAGCUUUAAGAUACACAAGGACAUCAGACAAAGAACUCUACUUUUCAACUACAGCCGUGUGUAUCACAGAGGUGAUAAAGUUAUUGCUAAGUGUGGGCAUUUUAGCUAAAGAAACUGGUAAUCUGGGUAGAUUCAAGGCAUCUUUAAGAGAGAAUGUCUUGGGGAGCCCCAAGGAGCUGAUGAAGUUGAGUGUGCCUUCCUUGGUGUACGCUGUCCAGAACAACAUGGCUUUCCUAGCUCUUAGCAACCUGGAUGCGGCGGUGUACCAGGUGACGUACCAGCUGAAGAUUCCCUGCACUGCUCUCUGUACUGUUUUAAUGUUAAACCGGACGCUCAGCAAGCUGCAGUGGAUUUCAGUGUUUAUGCUGUGUGGGGGAGUCACACUUGUACAGUGGAAACCAGCCCAAGCCACCAAGGUCGUGGUGGAACAGAAUCCACUGUUAGGAUUUGGCGCUAUAGCUAUUGCUGUAUUGUGCUCAGGAUUUGCAGGAGUAUAUUUUGAAAAAGUUUUAAAGAGUUCAGACACUUCCCUUUGGGUGAGAAACAUUCAGAUGUAUCUAUCGGGGAUUGUUGUGACAUUAGUUGGCGUCUACUUGUCAGACGGAGCUGAAAUUAAAGAAAAAGGAUUUUUCUUUGGUUACACAUAUUAUGUCUGGUUUGUCAUCUUGCUUGCCAGCGUUGGAGGCCUCUACACGUCCAUUGUGGUCAAAUACACAGACAACAUCAUGAAAGGCUUUUCUGCGGCAGCUGCCAUUGUCCUUUCUACCGUUGCUUCAGUGAUGCUGUUCGGGUUACAGAUAACACUCACCUUUGCUCUGGGUACACUUCUUGUCUGUGUCUCUAUAUAUCUCUAUGGAUUACCCAGACAAGACACUACGUCCAUCCAACAAGGAGAAACAGAUUCAAAAGAGAGAGUCAUCGGUGUGUGACGUUAGCCUCAAAAGAGAUUCCUACUAAGACUAAACCAUUUAUAUUAAACUAGAGCCUUAAGUCAAUUUCAGAAGGUAGAUUUAAAAAACAAAAACUGGUCUAAGAAUUAAGAAGAAAGCUAUGUGAAUGAGUUUUAAUGUGACCUGUUUGGAAUCAACCUGUUUUAAGAAUGAAGGAUUUUUAUUAUUGUAUAUAUAACAAUGUACAUACAAUAGUAUGGAGACGAUGUGGUGUUUUAAAAAAAAAUCAUGCGAGGCUGCAAUAUUUGAUUAGUGAGGUCUGGGGUUAUGUUACAGGUUAAAGUGCCAAAGCCGUCUCUGCACUAACUGUUCUCUUGUUCAGGUACCAGGGGAGAAGGGUUGACCCCUCCUUAUUCUCCAAGCAUGUACAGUCUUUAGUCCCCGCAGCAGUGAAGACCGAGCUCUUUUCUUACAAAAGGGAGGCAAAAACAAGACAGGCUAGUUCAGAAACAGACUGACUGUGUAACUUCUCAAACUGAAUCUAUCUAGAAACUCAGACAGUGACGUAUGGGUGGUGACUGAAUGCCCCUUUAAGUGCUGGCUCUGUGCCAUUCAUUGUCUGGACUCGUAUUUCUUUGCUAUUAAGGAUAUACUUUUCUUCAAAAAAUAUUUCUAAUGUCACUUUUGUACUUUUUUAAAUAAAGUAUGUAACUGUUGGGCUCUCGAUAAUUUGUGAAAUUUCAGUGUUUUUUAAAAAAAAUUUCUAUGAUAUGGGAAAAUUCAGCAAUAAACUUAAUUUAUUAUAUGAAA